Messenger RNA from Sander lucioperca (pikeperch), 7286 nucleotides. Its product is annotated as collagen alpha-1(XIV) chain-like. The coding region runs from base 376 to 6141 and encodes 1921 amino acids. Gene Ontology annotation, cellular component: interstitial matrix. Gene Ontology annotation, molecular function: protein binding. Lineage: Eukaryota; Metazoa; Chordata; Actinopteri; Perciformes; Percidae. The transcript is spliced from 49 exons. The record is from RefSeq and is a predicted model, not a curated record.
GCGCGAUUCGAAAACGUUGAUAAACUUGAUUUAAACCGAAAAACGGUCGAUGUGGAGUAACGUUAUCCUUGUCAAACUUCGGAAAAUGUAAAUAUGUUUAGAUAGUGAACAGAGACGCCUUUUUUUCUUUCAACCUUGAUGACAUGUUGGACGGCCAGACGCAUUUUUUGAUAGCUAAGAUGCUAGAGUUAGCUAGAAACUCUAGUUUAACCAACAUUAUUCAAGCUAGCAGAACAUUAGCUCGGCUAACCUAACUAUGCUAACUGUCCCCAAGCUAUUAACAUCUUUUAGUGGUGUAGUGUAGCUAGCUACAUGUUUAAAUUAACUGUAGAGUGUCAACUUUGUGAAGGUAGGAAUAUAAGAAGGUGACUAGAAAUGGCGUCGUGUGAACUGGACAGGUGGACAAAUAAUCUGACAACUCCGGGUCCAGGGAGCGGAGAGUUGCUGAACACUGUGGAUCAGAGUCGCUUUGACGGGAGGGGGGACACUAGUGAGCUUCCCAUCCAGCUUGUCCGGAGCCAGGAAACAUAUGAUCUGAGAAGGUGUGCCCUCCUGUCUGCUGCUUCCAGGAUGCAGUUCUCAGUCAGACUGAGCGUCUGCGUGCUGGGCUUCGUCCUCGUCUCUCUGUUCCCUCAGCCAGCACGGGGUCAAGUUUCAACGCCACGGAGAUUUCGUGCCAAAGUCCUGAGCCCCACCGAGCUGCAUGUGUCGUGGAAAGAGCCGAAAGGACAGUUUGAAAGCUACAAAGUCAUUUACACCACACGGCCAGGUGGAGAGCAGAAGGAGAUUCAGGUGUCGAAGCAGGAAGCAAAACUGCUCAUCCAAGACUUUGACCCCUCUAAAGAAUACAACUUUAAGAUCAUUGCUGUCAGUGGAGGACAGCAGAGCAAACCUCUCCAGGCCAAACAUGAAGCUCAAUCGGGCGUCGAGAUGGUUGAGUCUCAGAGGGGACGAGACAGCGGUGUCGCCGAGGAAACCAACGAGAUCUCAGAAGCUGAAGAGAAGUUUAUGUGUAAGACUCCGGCCGUAUCCGACAUUGUUAUUCUGGUGGACGGCUCCUGGAGUAUCGGCCGCAUCAACUUCAGGCUCGUCCGGACGUUCCUGGAGAAUCUGGUCAAGGCUUUCUCUGUAGAGUUCGACAAAACCAGGAUUGGCCUGGCUCAGUACAGCGGAGACCCCCGGAUCGAGUGGCAUCUCAACGCUCACACCACCAAAGAGGCUGUGAUGGAGGCUGUGAAGAACCUGCCGUAUAAAGGCGGAAACACACUGACGGGUCUGGCUCUGACCUUCAUCCUGGAGAACAGCUUCAAACCGGAGUCUGGAUCCAGGCCCGGCGUUCCCAAGAUAGGAAUCCUCAUCACUGACGGGAAGUCCCAGGACGAUGUGAUACCCCCAGCGCAGAGCCUGAGGGAGGCUGGGAUAGAACUGUUUGCCAUUGGUGUGAAGAACGCCGACGAGAACGAGCUGAAGGCCAUCGCCUCUCCGCCGGAGGAAACCCACGUCUACAACGUGGCCGACUUCAGCGUGAUGAGCGACAUCGUGGACGGCCUCACCAAGACCGUCUGUGAACGCGUGGAGCAGCUCGACAAGCAGCUCCGAGGGGGAGGACAACCCGCCCGCCCGCCCACGGCUGUGGAGGCGCCGCGCGACCUAGUGACAUCUGAGGUCACGGCUCGGAGUUUCCGGGUGAGGUGGACCCACGCGCCGGGCCAGGUGGAGAAAUACCGCGUGGUCUACUACCCAGCCAGCGGAGGAAAGCCGGAGGAAAAGGUGGUCCAGGGGACGGAGAACAGUGUGGAGCUCACCUACCUGAACUCUCUGACGGAGUACCAGGUGGCCGUUUUCGCCGUCUAUCACAGCUCCGCCAGCGAGGCUCUGCGAGGAAGUGCUACCACACUGGCCCUGCCGAUGGUGAACGACCUGGAGUUGUUUGACAUCACUCACAGCACCAUGAGGGUCCGCUGGAAGAUCGCCGCCGGGGCUUCUGGGUACAUGAUCCUGUACGCCCCGCUGACGGAGGGAGACCCUGCAGACGAGAAGGAGGUGAAGGUGGAGGACUCUGUGAACGAGGUGGAGCUAGAGGGAUUGACUCCGGCCACAGAGUACACAGUGACGGUUUACGCCUUAUACGGAGAGGAGGCCAGCGACCCCAUGACCAGCCAGCAGACCACAUUACCACUGACCCCGGCGAGGAACCUGCGUUUCUCCAACGUGGACCACAGCUCCGCCCGGCUGACAUGGGACUCUGCCUCCAGGAAGGCCAAAGGCUACCGCAUCAUGUACGUCAAAACCAACGGAGUCCAGACCAAUGAGGUGGAUGUUGGCCUUGUGACAACCUGGUUGCUAAAAAACCUGACCUCGCUGACGGAGUACACAAUCGGGGUCUUUGCCAUCUACGAUGAGGGACAAGCUGAGGCCGCGACUGAAAGCUUCACCACAAAAACCGUCCCCGACCCGCCAGAUCUGAAGAGCAGUGACAUCUCCACAGACAGCUUCAGGGUGUCAUGGCAACACCCAGCAUCUGAUGUGGUGAUGUACCGACUCACCUGGACGCCCACCGAUGGAGGGGACAGCGAAGAGGUUCUGGUGAACGGAAACAUUAACACCUACCUGAUAAAAGGACUGAGCCCCGUCACGGAGUACGAAGUCCUCCUCGCUGCCAUCUACAUGAACGAGGUCGAGAGCGACGAGGUGGUCCUCGUAGAGUCCACCGUAAAAAGAACGACCGCGGUGCCCACAACGACCGUCACCACAGCAGCUCCUCGUUUCGGGGUGAGGAACUUGAGGAUCGACGAGGAAACCACCUUCAGCAUGCGGGUGGCCUGGCAGCCCGGGGACUCGAGGAACGUCCGACAUUAUCGGCUGAGCUACAUCAGCGCCAAGGGAGACCGAGCAGAGGAGCAGAGGACGGUGCCCACCGGUCAGAACAGUCUGAUUCUGCAGCCGCUGCUGUCGGAUACGGAGUACAAAGUCGCCAUCACGCCCGUCUACCCCGAUGGAGAUGGGCCCACAGUGGCGCGGAUGGGACGAACGCUUCCUCUGUCAGCUCCCAGGAACCUGCGGCUAUCGGAGGAAUGGUACAACCGCUUCAGGAUCAGCUGGGAUGCUCCACCGUCGCCCACCAUGGGCUACAGGGUUGUCUACCAGCCCGUAUCUGCUCCUGGCUCCGCUUUGGAGACCUUCGUGGGCGAGGACGUGAACACCAUGCUGAUCGUCAACCUGCUGAGCGGGACGGAGUACAGCGUCAAAGUCAUCGCCUCCUACACCACCGGAUCCAGCGAGGCCCUGUCAGGGAGGGCCAAGACCUUGUAUCUGGGGGUGACUAACCUGAGUGCGUACCAGGUGAGGAUGAACAGUUUCUGCGCCCAGUGGCAGCCUCACCGACACGCCAACGCCUACCGAGUGACCAUCGAGUCUCUGCUCAACGGUCAGAAGCAGGAGACGAAGCUGAGCGGAGGAGCAAACAGACACUGUUUCAACAACCUGAAGGCCAACACGCAGUACAAGAUGAGCGUGUACGCUCAGCUGCAGGACGGGAGCGAAGGGCCGGCCGUCACCGUCACGGAGAAGACACUACCCAUCCCGACCCCGCCGCCGACCACGCCCCCCACCACCACGCCGCUACCCACGAUCCCCCCUGCCAAGGAAGUCUGUAAAGCAGCCAAAGCCGACCUGGUCUUCCUGGUCGACGGUUCCUGGAGUAUCGGUGAUGACAACUUCCUGAAGAUCAUCCGCUUCCUGUACAGCACCAGCGGAGCUCUGGACCGGAUCGGCCCGGAUGGCACACAGGUGGCCAUCGCGCAGUUCAGCGACGACGCCCGGACCGAGUUCAAGCUGAACUCGUACGGCGACAAGGAGCGUCUGCUGGACGCCAUCAACAAGAUCUCCUACAAGGGAGGAAACACCAAGACGGGUCGAGCCAUCCAGCACGUGAAGGAAAACAUCUUCACUGCAGAGGGGGGGAUGAGGCGGGGGAUCCCCAACGUCCUCGUGGUCCUCACCGACGGCCGCUCUCAGGACGACGUCAACAAGGUUUCCAAGGAGAUGCAGAUGGAAGGCUACAUUGUGUUUGCGAUCGGCUUCGCUGACGCGGACUACGGCGAGCUGGUGAGCAUCGCCAGUAAACCCAGCGACCGACACGUCUUCUUCGUGGACGACCUGGACGCCUUCACCAAGAUCGAAGAGAAGCUGGUGACCUUCGUGUGCGAGGCGGCCACUGCCACGUGUCCGUCCGUGCCAAUGAGCGGCAGCACAACACCAGGUUUCCGUAUGAUGGAGCUGUUUGGGCUGGUGGAGAACCGCUACGGCAGCGUCUCCGGUGUUUCCAUGGUACCCGGCACCUUCAACACCUUCCCCUGUUUCCACCUGCACAGCAACGCUUUAAUGGCACAGCCGACCAGGUUCAUCCAUCCUGAAGGGCUGCCGUCUGACUAUACCAUCACGCUGCUGUUCAGACUGCUGCCCGACACCCCCGAGGAGCCCUUCGCCCUCUGGGAGAUCCUCAACAAGAACAACGAGCCGCUGGUCGGAGUCAUCCUGGACAACGGGGGAAAGUCUCUGACGUUCUUCAACAACGACUACAAAGGAGAGUUCCAGACGGUCACUUUCGAAGGACCAGAAAUUAAAAAACUCUUCUACGGCAGCUUCCAUAAGCUUCACAUUGCAAUCAGCAAGACGAGCGCCAAAGUGGUGAUCGACUGCAAGAUGGUGGCCGAGAAAACAAUCAACGCAGCGGGAAACAUCACCAUCGACGGGACGGAAGUUCUGGGCCGGAUGGUCCGCUCCAGAGGGAACAAGGAUAACUCUGCACCGUUCCAGCUUCAGAUCUUCGACAUCGUCUGCAGCACUUCAUGGGCCAGCAGAGACAAGUGCUGCGAACUUCCUGGUCUGAGGAAGGAGGCAGACUGCCCAGCCAUGCCCAAAGCCUGCACCUGCACCCAGGACAGCAAAGGCCCCCCCGGCCCUGCUGGACCACCUGGAGGCCCAGGAAUCCGAGGAGCCAGAGGUGAUCGCGGAGAGCCAGGCCCAGUGGGGCCAACUGGUCCAGUAGGUGAUACAGGUGUACCCGGGCCUCAGGGACCCCAAGGACCACAGGGACCCAGCGGACGCUCCAUCAUAGGACCCCCAGGUUCUCCAGGAGAGAGAGGACAGAAAGGUGAAGCUGGACAACAAGGAACACAGGGAAUCGCUGGCCGAGCCGGACCUCAAGGCAGAGAAGGCCCGGCAGGAACCAGAGGGCUGCCAGGUAAAGACGGCCCGCCGGGCAGACAGGGCGCCUCAGGAACCAUGGGGACGCCAGGAGCUCCCGGGGCCCCCGGUCACACGGGCCCUUCAGGAAAACAGGGAGAACUGGGACCACCGGGUCCUCCUGGAAGCAAAGGGGAGAAAGGUGAACGGGGUGACCUGCAGUCGACAGCGUCAGUCCAGGACAUCGCCAGGCAGGUCUGUGAGCAGCUCAUUCAGAGCCACAUGGCACGCUACAACUCCAUCCUGAACCACGUGCCCAGUCCGCCAGUGUCCAUCCGCACUGUGCCGGGACCCCCCGGAGAGCCUGGCAGACAGGGAUCUCCAGGGCCCCAGGGAGAACAGGGACCCACAGGAAGACCCGGCUUCCCAGGACAGAACGGACAGAACGGGCAGCCGGGAGAAAGAGGGCAACCAGGAGAAAAGGGUGAGAAAGGAUCUCAAGGUGUUGGAGUCCAGGGCCCCAGAGGACCUCCAGGACCCCCCGGAGCUCAAGGCCAGGGCAGACCUGGCAGUCAGGGUCCCUCAGGGCGGCCUGGAAAUCCCGGGACCCCUGGUCGUCCCGGGGUCCCUGGACCCGUCGGCUCCACUGGGCCUCCGGGCUACUGCGACCAGAACUCCUGUGUGGGCUACAAUGUUGGAGUCCAACUGCCUCCCAACGUCUUCGAGAACUACGGCGAGGUUGAGGAGGACGAUCCCUACCGCUACUAUGAGCCCAGUUACCCGGCCCCGCGGCCCGUGGCGCCCGACGACCCGGCGCUCGCCCUGGACGACAUCGAGCUGAGUUCCCCCGGCGUCCACCGCAGCUCCCGGAGCCUGAACGCCAAGGAGGAGAGAGUCGCACCAAAGAGGAGACUAAAGAGGGAAGCGAAGGCGCUGCCCGGACUAAUUAAAUGAGAGGAGGCGAUCGGAGGACGGAGGGCCGCUCGCUGUUUGUGAUUGGGCGGUUUGGAGCCGUUACGGACUAAUCAACAAGUGCCUGAUGUAGAGGAUUUCUUAUGGACAUAGUAGAGGGGAUGGGGUGGGGGUUUCAGGUUGGGACUAUUUUAACUCAUCUAUGCUAUCGAAUUAAGUUCAAGAAAACAGGUUUGAUUUGCUUUUGUUGUUUUUGUCUCAAAAUGGAUUCAUUUUAUCUGGCUUUUAUAUUUCACGGCCCCGUGACGUCUCUAUGUUUAAAGGUUAAAUGUUUCUGUGAUCAAAGUCUAGUUUCUCAAACAUUAGGCUGUGUUCCCACUUGGCGUCUUUUUAGAAGCUGCCAGCGUCUGUUGUUACAUUAUAAUCCUACGGAGUAAACCGUGUUUUCAAAAAAGUCGUGAGCACUUUUUUAAAGGCCACCGCCAAUUUCUGCAUUUUCUGCAGCUCAGAGUCUUUUUGAAGUUGUGUCAGGUGCUUUUGUUGACAGCUGACCAAUGACAAGCGGAGUAGACAGACCUGUCGUUUCCAACAACAAGAAAAAAUGGAGAAGGUGCCGACAGACUUGUGUUAGUGUCGGAGCAUGGCGAGUUAUAUGAUAUGACUCGCUCUGUUUUAUCUAACGUUAGCACCUCUCUCUCUCUUUGUUCAUUCUCUAGCUCGCUCGACCGCUUUGUUUUAUCUCGCCCCGCUCCACAUAGCGCUAGAGGAUACUGUAGCAGUUGCUGUUGUCAUAGCAACAAAAGACGCUCUCGGCCGUUUCUUGAAACCAAAACGCUGCCAGCUUCUUCUUUUUGUAACAACAAAAGCGCCCUAGUCAACUUUUUAUUGUCAAAAAAAGACGCCAAGUGGGAUCAUGACCUUAGCCGCACGCUCCUGUUUUCAGGUUUCAGUUCGGCUGUUUGUUAUUUACCUGGUUGGUUACAGUAAGUGCCUGGAAGACGUCUGGAAGACAUUUCAAAAAGCAGAAAUGCAAACACUUGCAGCAAAGCAUUUACACACAGAGACACUUCCAGGUUAGGGCUACAGAAAUCUCAGCUAAAAUAAUCUCACUGUACAUAAAUAUAUGAAAAAAUGUUCAAAGUUUUGAUUUUAUACAUCAAUUAAAAAAUGUAAAAUGUAAUCUGUGA